Messenger RNA from Tilletiaria anomala UBC 951, 1850 nucleotides. RefSeq names its product amidase signature enzyme. Gene Ontology annotation, biological process: glutaminyl-tRNAGln biosynthesis via transamidation; mitochondrial translation. The record is from RefSeq and is a predicted model, not a curated record. NCBI's taxonomy places the organism in Eukaryota, Fungi, Basidiomycota, Exobasidiomycetes, Georgefischeriales, Tilletiariaceae. Bases 128 to 1651 code for a protein of 507 amino acids. The transcript has 7 exons. Gene Ontology annotation, molecular function: glutaminyl-tRNA synthase (glutamine-hydrolyzing) activity. Gene Ontology annotation, cellular component: glutamyl-tRNA(Gln) amidotransferase complex; mitochondrion.
CACGCCUGCGGGAUACAAGUUGGCCUUGUAGGACCCAUUUUCGCUAUUCGAGCGUGCGAGUGUUCUCUUGCGGCCGCUUCGGCACCUGUCCCUAUCCACUCUGGUCUUCCAACCUUACUUUUGCGCUAUGAAAGCCAUCACUGCCGCCUCGAUGCGAAGAACGGUGCCUCAGCGUACCAAGCACGACUCUCUCCAACUGAUACGCAAGGCGAGCUCAUCAUCUGCUAUUGCCUGGCCGCCUGCAGAUCCGUGGAAUGCCAUCGUUGAGUGGAGAUCCGGCGAUCGCGAAGCGCACGUGCGGCCCGGCCCGCUUUCACAAUGGCGAACGACCGUGAAGAUGAACAUUUGUACUGCAGACAUGAGGACCACUUGCUCGAGCAAGAUGAUGUCAGACUGGCAUGCUGGCUACGAUGCGACCGCAGUCUCACGACUAAGGGCAGCUGGAGCCGACAUCAUCGGAAAGACAAAUUGCGACGAGUUCGGCAUGGGAUCCUGUAACAUUCAUACCUUCCACGGUCCCGUACGGAAUCCUGCAACCCCCGAAGAUCAAGCUGCUAGGGCGGCUGGGGGUAGCUCUGGGGGUGCAGCAGCAGCCGUAAAGGCUGGUUUAUGUCGGCUCGCACUUGCUUCAGAUACAGGUGGGUCGGUCAGAUUACCAGCGGCGUAUUGCGGUGUAUAUGGCUUCAAGCCAUCAUAUGGCCUUGUUAGUCGCUGGGGGCUUGUGCCCUACGCGGAUAGUCUGGACACCGUAGGGCUGCUCGCAAACAACAGCGAUGAUCUGGCCCUUGCAUUCGACGUCAUCAAUACCUUUGAUCCUCAAGAUCCUUCCACUGCAAAUCCAGAUCUUCGCAAGAAAGCUGCGCAGAAUGAACAGAGCUGUGUAGACAAAUUAAUCAAUGGGACAAACCUUCAAGGCCUUAAGAUAGGGAUCCCCAAACAAUAUUUCCCAAAGGAAGUCUCAAAGAGCGCAAUAGACGUCAUAUGCUCGGCCUCUAAAGAUCUAAAAGCUCGAGGAGCCUCAAUCGUGUCUGUCGAUCUACCUUCAACGCCGCGCGCACUGGGCGCUUACUACGUUCUCGCUUCCGCAGAAGCAAGUAGUAACCUGGCCAAAUAUGAUGGUACACAUUUUGGUUACCGCGCCAUCGCAUUGGACGCCAAUGGAGACAAGCUUAGCGACAUUGACAGGCGUGAAAAGACCCGAUCCGAAGGUUUUGGCGAGGAGGUUAAACGGAGAAUACUGUUGGGGACGUACGCUUUAACGGCCGACUUCUUUGGCAACUACUUUCUAGCGGCGCAGCGGGUGCGUGAAGAGAUUAAGCACGACUUCAACAAUGUCUUUGGCAUUGCCGACGUCCGAACUUCGCGCUCGGGCGCCCAAGCCGGUGUCGACGUUCUACUUCACCCAGCAGCAGUGUCUGCAGCACCAAAACUGAGCGACAUUCAGGAGGCCCAUGCAGCAGAUGGAGGUAUCUCCGAGUACGUGCAGGACGUCCUCACCACUCCUUCGAGUCUUGCUGGCUUGCCGUCUCUGUGCCUUCCUAUCGGUCAAGACGGCGACGGCAUGCCGAUCGGCGUGACCAUCACUACCCAAUGGGGCUGUGAUCGCUUACUAUGGCCGCUUGCACGAGCUUUACACGGCGCAAACCAAUAGGCGAACCCGAUCCUGAAGCCUUGCGACAUCGGGCAUGAUAGUGCUACAUGUGUAUGCGUAGUGUACAUAUGAGCCCGAUUCUUUCCCGCAAUCAGCCAUGUCAAAGUCCAUCAUCUAGGGGGAACAAUCAAGCGAAGUACUUUACUUGCGCUCUCGCACAAAUAAUAGCAGCCACACCAAGCUGAGUAACGUGAAGCCG